Dacryopinax primogenitus is the source of this 1042-nucleotide messenger RNA. RefSeq names its product Mak16 protein. Gene Ontology annotation, cellular component: nucleolus; preribosome, large subunit precursor. Bases 47 to 1042 code for a protein of 331 amino acids. NCBI's taxonomy places the organism in Eukaryota, Fungi, Basidiomycota, Dacrymycetes, Dacrymycetales, Dacrymycetaceae. The record is from RefSeq and is a predicted model, not a curated record. Gene Ontology annotation, biological process: maturation of 5.8S rRNA; maturation of LSU-rRNA. The transcript is spliced from 6 exons.
CUGCCAUUGCUUUUUCCUACUCACUGCUUGACGCUCGGAUACCACCAUGCAGGCCGACGACGUAAUAUGGAGUGUGAUAAAUACCCAGUUCUGCUCUUAUAAGGUCAAGACGGCGACGCAGAAUUUCUGUAGAAAUGAGUACAACGUCACCGGCUUUUGUUCUAGACAGUCUUGCCCUUUAGCUAAUUCUCGGUAUGCGACUGUGAGAGAGAAAGACGGGAUAUUGUACCUUUAUGUCAAGACGAUCGAACGUGCGCAUCUACCGAACAAGAUGUGGGAGCGAAUAAAACUCUCCAAGAACUAUGCCCAGGCUCUAGAGCAGAUCGAUAAGGAACUGAUCUACUGGCCCAAUUUCAUCACACACAAGUGCAAGCAGCGUGUGACCAAAAUCACCCAAUAUCUUAUCAAAAUGCGCAAAUUGAAGCUCUUUGCGCAACCCAAGCUUGUUGGUAUUAAGAAGAAACUUGAUCGUCGAGAAGCGCGGCGGGAAGCCAAGGCGCUGGCUGCUGCACACAUCGAGCGCUCAAUCGAGAAGGAGCUGCUGGAGCGACUUAAAUCGAAGGCAUAUGGUGAUGCACCCCUGAACGUGAAUGAAAACGUCUGGAAGCAGGUGUUGGAGGGUAAGCGGGCACGGGAGAAAGAGGCUGAGAAAGAACUGGACGGAGGGCUGGAGCUGGAAGACGACGAGACGGAGGAAGAAGAUGAGGAAGAGCUCGAGGCGGAGAUGGAAGAGGAGGAACUUGAUGAUUGGGGCGAGCAUGAGUUUGUGGAGGACGUCAGUGGCGACGAGUUUGAUGGAAUUAGUGAUUUGGAAGAUUUGGACGAAGAUGGAGAGUUUGUUUCAGACGACGAAGAAGAGGACUCCGAGGUUGAAGCACCUCGGAAACCAACCGUUGAUUCUAUCCUUGGCAAGCGGAAGGCUUCCUCAGCCCAAAAGGGCCCAGAUAAACCCAAGAAACCUAGAAAGAAGGGUGCGCGCGUAGAGAUCGAGUACGAGAGAGAGACAGCCCCCGCCGCAAAAGAGAUGCUGGUCAAUUGGUAG